GCGGGGAGCUGUCCAGUUCAGCACCAGCGGUAAUGCAGUAGGUGGGAGCGCGGGCCGCCGGCGCGCGUGGGGGGGCAGGCGGGCGGCCCAUCCUGCAGCAAGACGCCGGCUGCCUUGUUUCCAGGAGCUUUGCAGAUAGGGGGAGGGAAACCCGCCUCGAGUCUCCGGGAGAAACCCCCUCCCUCCCCCACUUCGCCAACACUACCCCCGCCACCAACAACAAUAACCGCCGCCGCUGCUCGUCCUGCCGCCGCGCCGCGCCCGCCCUGCUGCCGCCGCCGCCGCCGCCGCCGCCGGGGCAGGACCAUGGGAGGCGAGACCCCCGCACCUGUGCAGCUGAGCUCCAGGGCUCGCAGAAUACUGGGAAGUCUGGUCUGAAAAAGGAGGCGCCGAGACCCCCCAAGGAAGAGAACUGGCGGAGCAAAGGAUUUUCAUGGCGCAGGCCGCAGAGCCGGGAACGAAGACCGGAGGUUGCAUCUCGGCUCUUGCAGUCUCUAACUGUCUAGGUCCCGACCAUGAGAGAUGGUGUUGAGAAUUCGGCCGUUCCCUGGUUCACUGUGGAAGCCAUCUCCAAAUUAGCUAUCACAUAUGGAAACUGGAGACCAGAAUUUUAGAAAAAGAGAUUAAGGCAUCUCACUUGGGGGGGUGGGGGGUGUCUUUUUAUUUUUUUUUUCCUUUUUUUAAAAAAAAAUCACUGCAACUGGAACAGUUUGUGAUCUCAAAAGGCAAGCCUCUCUUCCCGUGUGAUCUUUAUAAUUUACACUCUUUUCCGUGAGCUUUCUUAUCUCCCUUUUUUUUAUAACUCCAUAUUCUCUAUUCACACAUAUAUCCAUUAUAUUAGUAGUGGAAUUAUUUUUAUUUUUAUUUUUUUGCUUUAGUACUCGCACCCUCACACACACUCUCCCGAGAACCAGAAGUCGGUUGGGUGUUUAUAUAAUGAAGAAUUAUGGGGCUGUUUGAUCGAGGUGUUCAAAUGCUUUUAACCACCGUUGGUGCUUUCGCUGCCUUCAGCCUGAUGACCAUAGCUGUGGGAACCGACUAUUGGCUCUACUCCAGAGGGGUUUGCAAGACCAAAAGUGUCAGUGAGAAUGAAACCAGCAAAAAGAACGAGGAAGUUAUGACCCAUUCUGGAUUAUGGAGAACCUGCUGCCUAGAAGGGAACUUCAAAGGUCUGUGCAAGCAAAUCGAUCACUUCCCAGAGGAUGCAGAUUACGAAGCUGACACAGCAGAAUAUUUCCUCCGGGCCGUGAGGGCCUCGAGCAUUUUCCCGAUCCUGAGUGUGAUUCUGCUGUUCAUGGGUGGACUGUGCAUCGCCGCCAGCGAGUUCUACAAGACUCGACACAACAUCAUCCUGAGUGCUGGCAUCUUCUUCGUGUCUGCAGGUCUGAGUAACAUCAUUGGCAUCAUAGUGUACAUAUCUGCCAAUGCCGGAGACCCCUCCAAGAGCGACUCCAAAAAGAAUAGUUACUCGUACGGCUGGUCCUUCUACUUCGGGGCCCUGUCCUUCAUCAUCGCCGAGAUGGUCGGGGUGCUGGCCGUGCACAUGUUUAUCGACCGGCACAAACAGCUGCGGGCCACAGCCCGCGCCACGGACUACCUCCAGGCCUCCGCCAUCACCCGCAUCCCCAGCUACCGCUACCGCUACCAGCGCCGCAGCCGCUCCAGCUCGCGCUCCACGGAGCCCCCACACUCCAGGGACGCCUCCCCCGUGGGCAUCAAGGGCUUCAACACCCUGCCGUCCACGGAGAUCUCCAUGUACACCCUCAGCAGGGACCCCCUGAAGGCCGCCACCACGCCCACCGCCACCUACAACUCCGACAGGGAUAACAGCUUCCUCCAGGUUCACAACUGUAUCCAGAAGGAGAACAAGGACUCUCUCCACUCCAACACAGCCAACCGCCGGACCACCCCCGUAUGAAGACCGGGCCUCGCCAGCGCCGGGCACAGCCGGGAGCAGGGCGCGGCCGCCGAGGGGCAGGGGCGGCGCGGGGCGGGGAGGGCGCCCACACCAUCCUGGGGGAGACCUUCCAAAAGCAAAAA
Molecule: messenger RNA, 2040 nt
Organism: Microcebus murinus (gray mouse lemur)
Lineage: Eukaryota; Metazoa; Chordata; Mammalia; Primates; Cheirogaleidae
Gene: CACNG2
Product: calcium voltage-gated channel auxiliary subunit gamma 2
Biological process (GO): postsynaptic neurotransmitter receptor diffusion trapping; positive regulation of synaptic transmission, glutamatergic; neurotransmitter receptor internalization
Cellular component (GO): postsynaptic density membrane; AMPA glutamate receptor complex; voltage-gated calcium channel complex
Molecular function (GO): channel regulator activity; voltage-gated calcium channel activity
Source: RefSeq, a predicted model, not a curated record